Molecule: messenger RNA, 1614 nt
Organism: Xiphias gladius (swordfish)
Lineage: Eukaryota; Metazoa; Chordata; Actinopteri; Istiophoriformes; Xiphiidae
Gene: psat1
Product: phosphoserine aminotransferase 1
Exons: 9
Coding region: 312-1298 (328 amino acids)
Biological process (GO): L-serine biosynthetic process
Cellular component (GO): cytoplasm
Molecular function (GO): O-phospho-L-serine:2-oxoglutarate transaminase activity; pyridoxal phosphate binding
Source: RefSeq, a predicted model, not a curated record
ACGUCGGGGCCGUUUUCAAACUUCGUCGUCAGCGUGAACGAGUACAGCGCAGCUGGCGUCCAACCGGGCGCGCAAUGAAUCAAGCCAGUGCUCUUUUACGUUCAUUCCCCCGGGUUUUAUUGGUUAAAAAACAAAAACAAAAAAGUGAAAAAGAGCAGUCCCAGUGUCAGACUUUGGUUUGACUGUGGCUCCUUCUGCUGAGCUAAGUUAUUAUUCAGGUCUUUGCAGACGCCUGAGUCAUUUGAUAGGUGCUGCUACAAGCACAGAAGGAGCUCCUCAACUACAGUGGCAUCGGCAUUAGCGUUCUCGAGAUGAGUCACAGAUCAUCAGACUUCAACAAAAUCCUCAACAAAACAGAGGGUCUCCUGCGAGAGCUGUUAAAUAUCCCAGACAACUACAAGGUGAUGUUUCUGCAGGGCGGCGGGUCUGGACAGUUCAGCGCUGUUCCUCUCAACCUGAUUGGCCUUAAAGAGGACAUGUGCGCCGAUUACCUGGUCACCGGCACAUGGUCAGCAAAAGCCGCAAAAGAAGCGGAGAAAUACGGCAAAAUCAGAAUUGUCCACCCGAAGCUGGACAGUUACACGAAAAUCCCCGACCCAAGCAGCUGGACCCUGAACCCCUCAGCCUCCUACGUGUACUACUGCUGCAACGAGACGGUCCACGGCGUGGAAUACAACUUCACACCUGAAACAAAUGGGGUGGUCCUCGUCAGCGACAUGUCCUCCAACUUCCUGUCCCGACCUGUGGAUGUGUCGAAGUUUGGGCUGAUUUUCGCCGGCGCUCAGAAGAACGUAGGCUGUGCCGGGGUAACUGUGGUCAUUGUGCGAGAGGACUUGUUAGGCCACGCUCUGCAAAAGUGUCCCAUUGUCCUGGACUACAAGGUGCAGGCUGAAAUGAACUCCCUCUACAACACACCGCCGUGUUUCAGUAUCUACAUCAUGGGUCUGGUGCUGGAGUGGAUCAAGAACAAUGGCGGGAGCGCCGCCAUGGAAGGGCUCAACAAGCAGAAGUCCUCCAUGAUUUAUGAUAUCAUCAACGCCUCUAAUGGCUUCUAUGUGUGUCCUGUGGACGUGGCUUGUCGAAGCCGCAUGAAUGUACCAUUUCGUGUGGGGAAGAAAGAGGGAGAUGACGCCUUGGAAAAGGAGUUUCUGGAUGGAGCAUCCAAACGUGGAAUGAUAUCACUGAAAGGACACAGGUCAGUUGGAGGAAUCCGUGCAUCUCUGUACAACGCCGUGACACUGGAGGACACCGAAGCCCUGGCUGCCUAUAUGAAAGAGUUCCUCAAGGAGCACCAAUAAGACAGGCCUAAUAUCACACAGUGGCAUUUCAUUACUUCAGUACCGUUUUUAAAAAAAAGUUUACCUCUACUUGAGAUCCUUGUUGGAUCUGGAAGGUGCACCUUUAGAUGCCUGUUUUGUAACACCCGGUCAUUUUUCCUAAUAAGCCUUAACCACUGCUGUUGCCAGUUAUGUCUUAAUUACACCUGUAUGUCGUAGAGUUACCAUUCCAAUGAAUUUAUUGACUAACAUUGCUUUGAUAUACGUACUGUAGGUAAUUGUUGUUACUUGUUCAAAAUAUAUUUACAUUCCAGUAAAUCUAACUUGACAAUACGUA